AUGGCCCUGGAGCAGCUCUGCGCGGUCCUCAAAGCAUUUCAUGACAGAAAGUCAUUCCACUCGAACAAUAAGAGCCCCAGCCGAGGCGUCGCGGAGCAGCUCUGGAAAAGCCCCGCGCUGGCGGGUGGCGGAACGGCCUGCGGGCCGGACCGGGUCCCACCUGCUGCGGCCGCGGAGGCUGCGGCACCACUGCGGGCGCCGCGGCCCGGCCCGGCCCGGAGCCCGCUGCUCGCGGCCGCGCCCCGGCGCUUCCCGGGACCUCGGAAUACCGUGCCGCUGCUUGAAGUGUUGUUAAUAACAAUACUUGUAGUCGAAGGGAUUGCUGUGGCCCAAAAGACCCAAGAUGGACAAAAUAUUGGAAUCAAGCAUAUUCCUGCAACCCAGUGUGGCAUUUGGGUUCGAACCAGCAAUGGAGGUCAUUUUGCUUCACCAAAUUAUCCUGACUCCUAUCCACCAAACAAGGAGUGUAUCUACAUUUUGGAAGCUGCUCCACGUCAAAGAAUAGAGCUGACCUUUGAUGAACAUUAUUAUAUAGAACCAUCAUUUGAAUGUCGGUUUGACCACUUGGAGGUUCGAGAUGGGCCAUUUGGUUUCUCUCCACUUAUAGAUCGUUACUGUGGUGUGAAAAGCCCUCCACUCAUUAGAUCAACAGGGAGAUUCAUGUGGAUUAAGUUUAGUUCUGAUGAAGAACUUGAAGGACUGGGAUUUCGAGCAAAAUAUUCAUUUAUUCCAGAUCCAGACUUUACUUACCUAGGAGAUUGCCAGUUUGAGCUCUCGGGAGCUGAUGGAAUAGUGCGUUCUAGUCAGGUAGAACAAGAAGAAAAAACAAAACCUGGCCAAGCAGUUGAUUGCAUAUGGACAAUUAAGGCUACUCCAAAAGCCAAGAUUUAUUUGAGGUUCCUAGAUUAUCAAAUGGAGCACUCAAAUGAAUGCAAGAGAAACUUCGUUGCAGUUUAUGAUGGAAGCAGUUCUAUUGAAAAUCUGAAGGCCAAGUUUUGCAGCACUGUGGCCAAUGAUGUGAUGCUGAAAACAGGAGUUGGAGUGAUCCGAAUGUGGGCAGAUGAAGGUAGUCGGCUAAGCAGAUUCAGAAUGCUCUUUACUUCCUUUGUGGAGCCUCCCUGCACAGGUAGCACUUUCUUCUGCCACAGCAACAUGUGCAUCAACAAUUCUUUAGUCUGUAACGGUGUUCAGAACUGUGCAUACCCUUGGGACGAAAAUCACUGUAAAGAAAAGAAAAAAGCAGGACUAUUUGAACAAGUCACUAAAACCCAUGGAACAAUUAUUGGCAUCACAUCAGGGAUUGUCUUGGUCCUUCUCAUUAUUUCUAUUUUAGUACAAGUGAAACAGCCUCGAAAAAAGGUCAUGGCUUGCAAAACUGCGUUUAAUAAAACUGGGUUUCAGGAAGUGUUUGAUCCUCCUCAUUAUGAACUGUUUUCCCUACGGGACAAAGAGAUUUCUGCAGACCUAGCCGACUUGUCAGAAGAACUGGACAACUACCAGAAGAUGCGGCACUCCUCCACUGCCUCCCGGUGCAUUCAUGACCAUCACUGUGGGUCGCAAGCACCCAGUGUCAAACAGAGCAGGACCAACCUGAGUUCCAUGGAACUGCCUUUCCGAAAUGAUUUUGCACAACCACAGCCAAUGAAAACAUUUAACAGCACUUUCAAAAAGAGUAGCUACACUUUCAAACAGGCACAUGAGUGCCCUGAACAGGCCCUAGAAGACAGAGUAAUGGAGGAGAUUCCUUGUGAAAUUUAUGUCAGAGGGCGAGAAGAUUCUGCACAAGCGUCCAUAUCCAUCGAUUUUUAA
This is a messenger RNA of Neomonachus schauinslandi (Hawaiian monk seal), 1809 nucleotides long. It is a transcript of the gene NETO2, whose product is annotated as neuropilin and tolloid like 2. The coding region runs from base 1 to 1809 and encodes 602 amino acids. The transcript is spliced from 11 exons. NCBI's taxonomy places the organism in Eukaryota, Metazoa, Chordata, Mammalia, Carnivora, Phocidae. The record is from RefSeq and is a predicted model, not a curated record. Gene Ontology annotation, molecular function: protein binding.